AUGGUCCUUUCGCAGCCCCCAAAUCAACAUAUCACCAAAGCAUUCGACUUGACCGGCAAGGUUGCCAUCGUGACAGGUGGUGCUCGUGGUAUUGGUCUUGAGGUCUCUCGUGGCCUAGCUGAAGCUGGCGCAAAUAUUGCGAUUAUCUAUAACACCUCCAAAGAUGCCGAGAAGGUUGCUGCAGAGAUUGCAUCUACAAACAACGUGAAGGCAGCCGCGUACCAAGCCAAUGUGACCAGCCAAACCACCAUCGAGAGCACCAUUCAGCAAAUUGCAAAGGACUUUGGCAAGCUGGACAUUAUAAUCUGCAAUUCCGGAAUUGUAUCAUCUAUUGCAGCUGAGGACUAUACGGAAAGUGCAUGGCGGGAUAUCAUGCAAGUCAAUCUGGAUGGAGCCUUUUACUCUGCUCAGGCCGCUGCACGUAUCUUCAAGGAACAGGGCCAUGGCAAUGUCAUCUUUACUGCAUCUGUCAGCGCGACGCUGGUCAAUGUUCCUCAGAAACAAGCUGCCUAUAAUGCAUCCAAGGCGGGCGUGGUUCAGCUGGCCAAGUGUUUAUCCGUGGAAUGGGUGGACUUUUGCCGAGUGAACUGCAUCUCUCCUGGUUUCAUCACCACCGAAAUCCUUGAUAUCCAUCCUAAGGAGUGGCAUGAGAAGUGGUACAGCAUGAUUCCGGCUAAGCGCAUGGCUCAUACUUAUGAGCUCAAGGGGGCAUAUGUCUUCUGCGCCUCAGAUGCCUCGAGCUACAUGACGGGUGCUAACAUUAUUAUUGAUGGUGGUUACACCUUACCUUGA
Messenger RNA from Penicillium malachiteum, 792 nucleotides. Its product is annotated as SDR family oxidoreductase. Lineage: Eukaryota; Fungi; Ascomycota; Eurotiomycetes; Eurotiales; Aspergillaceae. Gene Ontology annotation, cellular component: intracellular anatomical structure. The record is from RefSeq and is a predicted model, not a curated record. Gene Ontology annotation, molecular function: oxidoreductase activity, acting on NAD(P)H, oxygen as acceptor. The transcript is spliced from 5 exons. The coding region runs from base 1 to 792 and encodes 263 amino acids.